Messenger RNA from Hylaeus volcanicus, 5316 nucleotides. RefSeq names its product importin-5 (gene Karybeta3). Gene Ontology annotation, biological process: protein import into nucleus. The record is from RefSeq and is a predicted model, not a curated record. Gene Ontology annotation, cellular component: cytoplasm; nucleus. NCBI's taxonomy places the organism in Eukaryota, Metazoa, Arthropoda, Insecta, Hymenoptera, Colletidae. The transcript is spliced from 14 exons. Gene Ontology annotation, molecular function: nuclear import signal receptor activity; protein binding. Bases 28 to 3321 code for a protein of 1097 amino acids.
CGCCGUAGCUUCAUUCGUUCGGCGACAAUGGCGGCAGACCUUGAUCAGUUUCAACAGCUUUUAAACACACUUCUUAGCACGGAUAAUGAUGCCAGAACGCAAGCAGAGGAGGCAUAUAAUAAUCUUCCAGUGGAAAGCAAGGUGACAUUUCUUCUAACUUCUUUGUGCAAUGCCAGCCUGGCAGAAGAGAUGCGUGCUAUGGCCGCAGUCUUAUUACGUCGACUGUUUUCUUCAGAGUUUAUGGACUUUUACCCUAAAAUUCCACCAGAAGCUCAAACUCAGUUAAAAGAGCAAAUUUUAUUAUCCGUUCAAAAUGAACAAACAGAUACUAUACGACGUAAAGUUUGCGAGGUUACAGCUGAAGUUGCGCGAAAUUUAAUUGAUGAAGAUGGUAAUAGCCAAUGGCCAGAAUUUCUACAAUUCUUAUUCCAAUGUGCAAAUAGUCCUUUACCGACGUUAAAGGAAAGUGCACUUCGAAUGUUCACAUCCGUCCCAGGUGUAUUUGGAAAUCAACAAGCAAAUUAUCUCGAUCUAAUCAAACAAAUGUUGCAACAGUCUAUCAUGGAUUCUGAAAAUUAUGAGGUCAGAUUUCAAGCAGUAAGAGCAAUUGGAGCUUUCAUUAUAUUGCAUGAUAAAGAAGAAAAUAUACAAAAACACUUCUCAGAACUACUACCUGCAGUUAUACAAGUAACUGCUCAGUCAGUAGAAAAACAGGCAGAUGAUGCUCUUUUGAAAGUCUUAAUCGAUUUGGCUGGAUCAACACCUAAGUUUUUAAGAUUACAUUUAGAAACCAUAAUGGAAAUGUGUAUGAAAAUAUUUUCUAAUGAAGAGAUGUCUGACUCAUGGAGACAAUUAGCAUUAGAAGUAUUAAUAACAUUAGCAGAAACUGCUCCUGCAAUGGUACGUAAAGUAGGUGGAAAAUAUAUCGCAUCGCUAGUACCAUUGAUACUAAAAAUGAUGACUGACAUAGAAGAAGAUGAAAAAUGGAGUUUUUCUGAUGAAAUUGUUGACGAUGACAAUGACAGUAACAAUGUUGCUGCCGAAAGUGCUUUAGAUAGAUUAGCAUGUGGUUUAGGUGGUAAAACAAUGUUGCCACAAAUUGUACAGAAUAUUCCUUCAAUGUUGAAUAACAGUGAUUGGAAAUAUAGGCAUGCAGCUCUUAUGGCAAUCUCAGCGGUCGGUGAAGGUUGUCAUAAACAAAUGGAAGCAAUAUUACCUCAAAUCAUGGAUGGAGUUAUACAAUAUUUACAAGAUCCGCACCCUCGCGUAAGAUAUGCUGCUUGUAAUGCAGUAGGUCAGAUGUCAACUGAUUUUGCACCUACAUUUGAAAAAAAAUUCCACGACAAAGUUAUUCCUGGAUUAUUGAUGGUUUUGGAUGAUAAUGCAAACCCGAGAGUUCAAGCUCAUGCAGGAGCAGCGCUUGUAAACUUCAGUGAGGACUGUCCAAAACAUAUAUUAACACCAUAUUUAGAUGCUAUUAUGGCUAAAUUAGAGUCGAUACUUACUGCUAAAUUCCAAGAAUUAGUUGAGAAAGGCACUAAACUUGUUCUUGAACAAGUUGUUACAACUAUCGCAUCUGUAGCUGAUACCUGUGAAGAACAGUUUGUAACGUAUUAUGACAGACUGAUGCCUUGUCUCAAGUAUAUUAUUCAAAAUGCUAAUCAACAAGAGCACAAAAUGCUACGUGGUAAAACAAUUGAAUGCGUGAGUCUGAUAGGACUUGCAGUUGGAUCUGAAAAGUUUAUUGCAGAUGCUAGUGAAGUUAUGGAUAUGUUAUUGAAAACUCAUUCUGAAGGAGAUCUUCCAGAUGACGAUCCACAGACAAGUUAUCUUAUAUCUGCGUGGGCUCGUAUUUGCAAAAUUCUCGGUAAACUAUUUGAACAGUAUUUGCCAUUGGUAAUGGGCCCAGUUUUACGUACAGCAGCUAUGAAGCCGGAAGUUGCUUUAUUGGACAACGAAGAUAUGGAAGGUAUAGAAGAUCUCGACUGGGAAUUCAUUUCUCUUGGAGAACAACAGAACUUCGGCAUUAAAACAGCUGGCUUGGAGGAUAAGGCUUCCGCUUGUGAAAUGUUAGUUUGUUACGCGCGAGAAUUGAAAGAAGGUUUCGCAGAUUACGCAGAAGAAGUAGUACGGCUAAUGGUUCCUAUGUUGAAAUUUUACUUCCAUGACGGCGUUAGAACAGCUGCUGCCGCGAGUUUACCGUACCUCCUCGACUGUGCAAAAAUAAAAGGUCCACAGUAUCUCGAAGGUAUGUGGGCAUAUAUCUGCCCCGAUCUUUUAAAGGCAAUUGAUACAGAACCAGAGUCUGAAGUCCUCUUAGAGCUACUUUAUUCUUUGGCUAAAUGUAUUGAAACACUCGGUGCUGGUUGCUUAGGAGCACAGCCUAUGGCUGAACUUUUACGUAUAUUAGAUAAAUUACUUAAUAAACAUUUUGAAAGAGCAGUGGCCAGAUUGGAAAAACGUAAGGAUGAAGAUUACGAUGAGGUUGUUGAGGAGCAACUUGCUGACGAAGAUGAUGAAGAUGUAUAUACACUAAGUAAAAUAGCAGAUAUUUUACAUGCUUUGUUUACUACUCACAAGUCAUCGUUCUUCCCAUACUUCGAUCCAAUUUGCGGACAUUUUGUAAAAUUGUUAAGUCCCGAGAGAUCUUGGUCGGAUCAUCAAUGGGCUUUAUGUAUUUUCGAUGACGUGAUAGAGUUCGGUGGCCCUGAAUGUGCAAAAUAUCAAGAAUACUUUUUGCGACCAAUGAUACAGUACGUAUCAGAUAAAUCGGCAGAAGUUCGACAGGCAGCAGCUUAUGGUUGCGGUGUUUUGGGUCAACAUGGAGGAGAAGCAUUUGCUCAAGCAUGUGCGGAAGCCUUACCUAGGUUAAUGGAAGUUAUAAAUGAUCCAGAAUCUAGAUCGCCAGAAAAUGUUAAUCCUACUGAAAAUGCUAUUUCUGCAGUAACAAAAAUUCUCAAAUAUAACAAUAAAGCAAUUAAUGUUGAUGAAAUACUUCCUCAUUGGCUCUCUUGGCUACCAGUUGUAGAAGAUGAAGAUGAAGCACCUUACGUUUAUGGAUAUCUUUGCGAUUUAAUCGAAGCGAAUCAUGUAGCAGUUUUAGGUCCAAAUAAUUCAAAUCUACCUCGGCUAAUAAGUUUCUUUGCAGAAGCACUUCACAGAGAUGCAGUGCCUACAAAUAAUCCUGUCAUGAACAGAAUUCUUAGUAUCGUUAGACAAAUACAAAACAACGAGUCUAUGUUCCAGGCGUGUAUAAACGCAUUAACAGCAGAUCAACAACAAGCAUUACACGAGGCACUUAGUGCACAGCCUACUAAUUAGUCAUUUGUUUUUAUCCCCGAAUUUUAACGCCUUAAUAUAAAAACAAAAAAAAACACAUUUGCUUUAAUAAAGCUUAUCGUGAAAUCACAGAUUUUAGGUAGCUACAUUAUACCUAUGGAACAUUGCUCCAGCCUAAUAACGAAGAGAGACACUAUACUGUAUGUAACUAUUUAAUAUAACUUGCAUAUUUGUUGAUUAUAUUUCACUAAUAGGUACAAUAGUCGCUCCAUUUUUUACUAUUCAGAUUGUUACAAAUUGCAUAAAACGAUACUUACACUCGUCACUACUCGGUGAAGUGUGAUACGUUGCACAUAAGUCUAGAAAAAUAAAAUUAUUUAAAUUACAUGAGUGAGUUCGCAUUGACGAAAUUUUUUAAAAAUAUUUUUUUUCGCAUCAUUCAUAAAGGUACAAUAAUGUGAUGUAUAUAUAUGGACGUAUUCUUAACGUAGCAAAAUUAGUACAAGACUACAUUUCCCGCCAUUGACAGCCGAACGAUGCUAAAUUUUUUAAAAUGUAGCUUUGUAAAUUGCGUAGUAUUCUAAAUAUUAAUUAUAGCUUUGUUCUGCGAACAUUAAAACGCUUAUACUUUUGUCACUGCGAUCUCUAAUUCGUCCCGAUUAUCUACAUUCUGAAGCUACUUUUUUGGCAGAAUAAUAAUACUGCGGAAAGUGAAAAAUAGACUGGAAAAACACCAACUCAUUGCCAUCAAAUGAUGGUAGAACAUAUUGUGAUUUAGGUAUUUUUAUUAUUAAAUUUAGGUACAGUAAAUGUUAUUUAAUAAUAAUGUCGAUAAUAUUACAGUGUUGAAGUUAGAUGAAACUGUAUACGAAUGCCUUUUGAACGAAACGUAAUGAAUUCAAAAAACUUUUAAGUCUUGGAUGAUAUUGAAAUAUGCAGUACACUAAAUUACCUACUAAUUCUAAUUCGUCGGAAUGUAUUAAAAAAUGAAACGUAUAUAUUUUCAGUUUGCUAUAAAUUGUACUUGACUUUAUAAUUAUACAGCUAAUUUACAUUGAUUUACUACGCUUAUUUAGCUGUAAUUUUGCACUUUCUUUAUUAUUGUGUCAUCUGCAGAAAAAUAUGAUAAUGCUGGACAUUACGUUUCUUCCGAUUAUUGUGUAAUGACAAUGAAAAUUGAAAACAAAAUGAGUGGAAUUACAACUUCCCGCCAUUGCUAUUUAUUUGUACACAAUAAUUGACACAAUGUUUACUGUUGCAUAAAAAUUUGCAGUGGAAAAUAAACCUAAUAUAAAAUUUGCGGUUAGUUGCAACGUAAAAUCCUCUUAAAAAACUUUUUUAAUACGAUAUAUAUAUAAGGGAGUAGAAAUAAUGACCUGACAUUUAUUUGUACAUGUAUAUAUCAAAGUAUAUAAAUAUUAUACAAGUACAUGAAUGUAAUUAUCAUUGAUCAGUGAUAAGCACUUCUCAAUAAUUGUAUGGAGACCAACAUAAAAAUCAUGUGAAAAGAAUACAAUGUGCGACUGUAGAUAAUUCAUUACGGUCAAUGAAGGACUGUUUGUGCGAUCUAUUGUGGGAAAAAAAUGUGGAAACAAACUCAAUAUGAAAAGAGUAAAGUAACAAUUCUUAUAAUUAUAUAGAGAUUAUUUUAAAGUUAUUAUUAAUUAAAAUGAGUCUCGACUUUUUAAUUCAUUGUUUUGCUUUACCUCCAGAAACUAUAUAUAUAUAUAUUCUUCCUCAUUAAAGUGGAAUAUCUAUAAAUAAAAAAACGUAAGUUAAUUCGCAAAUCGUAAUUGAAUUUAUAUUAUGUUUAACUAUUCAAAUCUACUAAAAUUCAAAAUAGUGUCUCAUGGUAACAUUCGUCCAGCCAUUUUUUAUAAAAUGUCCAACAAAUUGAUCGUAUCGAAAUCGUGUCAAUGUUUUGGACGUUCUAGACAAUAAUUUAUGAAAUCAAUAAGUAUUAUAAUUAUAAUUUUACAUAUCACAGGGAUGAUAGGGACGCAUAUUUGUUUUUAAUAAAACGUACUUCAAUUUCGA